This is a messenger RNA of Anolis sagrei ordinatus, 2271 nucleotides long. The record is from RefSeq and is a predicted model, not a curated record. Lineage: Eukaryota; Metazoa; Chordata; Lepidosauria; Squamata; Anolidae.
GAACGUUAAUGAGGGGUCAUUAGUAGUUGCACGUUCAUUUCUCGUCCUCCAUCAGAGUUCAUGGAAGAAGCCUGUGUAUGUGUGGAUCUGCUCCAAUAACAAAAACCAUCCCACUUCCUUUGUACGUCAAGCAUGACAUUCGUUUCUUCAUACUCCUGGUCUCAUUCCAGACUUACUGAUUAGCUGUGAACAAGCACUUCAAGGAUCUUCCGUGACAAGGCAUCCAGUGAGAAUGACACUUGGAAGAGUGGUGUUCCUUCCUCCUAAUGGUGACAACAAAAUCCAGGAAAGCCAGGGGAUGCCUGCUACUCUUAUCCAGCCACAAGGAACAGUGCAAUAUGUACACUAUAAAGGCCAGCAGCCUUGGAGCCCCAAUACCUCACUGCAAAAACUCCUCAAAAUGGAGACAAAGACUCUUGGGGCCAUCCAGGUCAUAAUUGGAAUAAUGCACAUUGGUUUUGGGGCUGUUCCAAUUCAUCUUUUCAGUUCAACCUAUCAGCCUCUUUCUGCAGCUGGAGGUUACCAUAUCUGGGGUGGACUACUUUUCAUUGUUUCUGGAUCCCUGUCUGUUGCAGUUGAGAAACGUCUGAACCCAUGCUUGGUGAAAUGCAAUGUGGGAAUGAACAUUGUAAGCGCUAUUGUGGCAUUAGUUGGCAUCGUCCUCUGUAUACACGAGUUGCAUUCUAAUCAACAUACUUAUGAAACAAAUAAAAGAUAUUAUUUUUAUGAUGAUGACCCAAUUAACCAGUGGUCAGUAGGUGCUGGUCUCUGUGGCCUGUUCCUCUUGUUCACCUUACUAGAGUUAUUCAUCGCAGUUUUUACAGUAUAUUUCGGGUGCCAGGCAGUCUGCUACAACUCUAAUGACACGGACACAGUUGCAUUGCCAUGCACUAUCAUUGGAAAUGAAAUGAAUCCCAAUGAAGGUAACCCGAAUCCUCCAACCUAUCAGCAAGGCAACAUGUCAUCAGGGCCAAUGAAGAGUGGUAAUGGAAACAUUGUAAUCAUAGCCCCAAAUGGUGCCAAAACAAUCCAGGCAGGUGAGCAGAUCCCUAGCACCUUAAUGCACUAUAUUCGAUCUGGAGGCCAACAGAAUGGAAGUCUGAGUAGCCAACCUCAGCAGAAACACUGUGUUGGGGCAUUGGAGAAGAUAAUUAACCUAGAAGCCAAGACUCUGGGGGUGUUGCAGAUAAUGAUUGGACUGAUACUCUUUGGUUUUGGAAUCAUUGCAAUAAUUAAUGCAUUCAAGGCUUAUUCCCCUAUAUUGUCUACGUUUUAUCCAGUGUCCAGUAGCCUAUUCUUUAUUGCUUCCGGAUCUGUGUCUGUGUCAGCUGAAAAACAUUGGAAUACCAACUUGGUAAGAUGCCAUUACUCGCCACCCCACCUGCCAAUGCUGCAAUGUUUGAAAAAUGCCAGUUUGGCAAUGAACAUCUUAAGUGCUAUAGUGGCAUCAACCGGCAUUAUUUUGUAUAUAUUUAUCAUAGCUUACACUGUAAUAUUAUCCAAAGUGUUGAUUCCUUCCUCAUCCGAGUCCCUUGAAACAUCUCUUCACACCAUUUUGAGUGAGAAUGCAAUGAACAAUAGAGCAUCUGGACAGAUGUCAAUACAUCUUGCCUUCAGUAUACUAUUCCUUAUAUUGACUUCACUGGAGUUCUGCAUUACUGUUAUAGUGGCACAUUUUGGGUGCCGGGCAAACUGCUGCACUGAUGAUACAGCUAUUGUUUAUGUGCCCUGCACUAUCAAUGGAGAGAACGUCAUUCCUACUGAAAAAAAAUUGGCUUCCCUGCAAGCAGUUUAAGACAGAAGAAAUUAUGAGAGAUAUCACACAGGCAAACUUAGCACAUCAAUAAUCUCACAAUUUCCUGUAAUUGUUCACAAAUAUAUUUGCAGCUUCAAUAUUUAGCAGAUUAAAGGCCCUCCCUCCAGAUGCUCCUAGAAACAAGGGAGAAACUUGGCCUUGAGGAGUGUCUCAUCUAUUGACAAAUGUCCCCUACAGAAGGCUCUGUCGGCACCCGAAUUGUGAUAUAUUUAGCACAAAGUUUGAAUAUCUGUUAUGAAUGGUUGCCUCUAAGCUCAUUGGUUCUCUUCUAUUGUGGCCAACUAAGGGCAUUUGUUAAAGCAUUUUCAGCAGAGAUAUCCAGUAUCCAGCUAACUUCCUUUACACUGUUCUGUCAUUGCAACUAAGAUCAUAAGUGAUGUGCCUGUGUUGUGAUGUAUCAACCUGUUUCCUUUCUAAUAAUGUUUUUGGGCAAAAUAAAGUCUAUGCUCUUCAAA